CGAAGCGCAGCACGAGAUCUCCGAAGCGUCUAAAGCGAUUAAGGCGGCCCAGCAGCAACGGCGUGGGGCUUCAAAGAACAACGCCUUCGAGGCGACCCUGAAUGCAUGCUCAAGGCGGCGCGGAAGAAGCGCAUCCUCGCGAGGUGGAGAGCACUUGAAACGUUCUUCGAGGGCUUUGUACGGCAGCUCGAGAAGAAGAGCCGCGAGGCGGAUCAGGCGGGUUUCUACAGGCACCUGCAGAUGAUCGACGUCGAAGGGAAGAGGUCGUUCACCUCUCAGAACAUCAAGGACGAGGACGGCAAGGUCCUUCGGGACCCCACGUUUAUUCGCCAACGGUGGGCACGGUGGUUCCACAAGCUUCUCAACACCAAGUCGCCGACCAUCGACCUGCAUGCGGCUGACAAGGUCAAGCGGUGGCCCACGUGCGUGCCACUCGACGACAUCCCAUCUCUACUUGAGGUUGAGGAAGCGGUACGGGAAAGGGACAACAGAAAGGCCGUCGGGCCGGACGACCUACCGGCUGAGCUGAUCAAGCUUUUCCUGGACGAAGGUCAAGGUCUCCUCCGCGAAUUCCACGCCAUUGUCGUGAACGUGUGGCAGACUGGGGACGUACCACAGCAGUGGAAGGAUGCCACCAUCAAAGUGCUGUUCAAGAAGGGGGACACGAUGGAGUGCGGCAACUACCGGGGCAUCUCGCUCGUCGCACACGCCGGCAAGGUGCUGCUUAAGGUCGUCGCUACACGACUGAGCCACUACUGCGAGCGAGAGGGCAUCCUCCCGGAGGAGCAGAGCGGUUUCCGCCCACACCGGUCGACGCUCGACAUGCUGUUCGCCAUCCAGCGGCUCCAUGAGCUCGCGAGGAAGAAGAGUACUGCGGUGUUCGCGUGCUUCGUCGACCUCACCAAGGCAUACGAUUCGGUAGACCGAGACCUACUGUGGGACGUGCUCCGACGCUUCGGCGUGCCCCCGAAGAUGCUGGCGGUCAUUCGCCACUUCCACGAGGGCAUGAGGGCGCGCGUCCGAACGGACGACGGGCAGUACUCGGAAUGGUUCGACGUGGGCCAAGGCCUCCGACAGGGAUGCAACCUGGCCCCGCUGCUGUUCAACUUGUUCUUUGCCGUGAUUCUCAUGGUCGCCGUGGCCGAGUUCGACAGGGACCCCAAGGUGACGGCGGACAUGGUCAAGAUCGGGACACAAGUGGAGUACACGGGCAAGAAGGGAAAGUCAGCGGGGAAGAAGCCGACGGUGGUGACGGACGCGGAGGCCUUGUGGGCCAUGCUCCACGCUGACGACGCGGCCAUCGUCUCGCGCUCGCCGGAGAGCCUCGAGACGAUGAUGUCGAUCAUCGUGCGCGUGGCCGGCCUGUUUGGACUGAUGGUGUUGGAGCCACAGACGGAGAUCAUGUGCAUGCUGCCGAAAGGGAUCGAGGAACGCCCGUUCACGGUCAGCGCCGCCGGCCAGACGUACAAGCAGACAGAUCGGUUUGUGUACCUCGGACGUACCAUCUCCGCGGACGGGAAGGCCGACCGGGAGAUCACGAGCCGCAGCUGCCGAGCGUGGAAGUGCUACCGCCGGAACAGUGCUUCGAUGUACGACAGGCGACGGGCCGACCGCCAGCUCAAGAUCCGGCUUCUCCAGGCUGAAGUGGUGGAGCCUCUCCUGUAUGGGUGCGCCUCGUGGAGCCUAACAGCGGAGCACUACACGAAGCUCAAUGGGACCCACCGCCAGUUCCUCACACGGUGCAUCGGCUGGAGCAAGCGGAAACGCUCAGACCGCCCCCUGUCCUAUGCCCAGGCCCUCAUCCAGGCAGGCUGCGAGGAAACCAUCGAGGCCACCGUGCGCAAACGGAGACUGUGUUUCGCGGGCUUUGUUAUGCGCAUGAAGGACAACCGCCUCCCCAAGCGCAUGCUGUUAGGAGCGAUGGCGGGGGGCGUGGGAUACCGGGGCGGGCAGGAGAGCGACUGGGUGUCUCGUCUAGGAGAGGACCUCGUGGCCUUCAACAUGUGAGACGAAAAGCAAGGGGGGAAAUGGAAAGAGAGCGCCAAGGACCCGGAGGUGUGGCACAACCAGGUCGAGGACGGGGCGGCAUGGCUCAUGAGUAAAUGGCACAGGCAG
Messenger RNA from Ectocarpus sp. CCAP 1310/34, 2115 nucleotides. The record is from the annotation of a GenBank genome assembly. Lineage: Eukaryota; Phaeophyceae; Ectocarpales; Ectocarpaceae.